AGUAUGUUUUUCUUGCAUUUAUCAAUGAAUUCACCUCGCUGAACAUCAUCAAUAUUUUAGUAUAAACCCGAGUGGAAAUGUAGACAGAAAAAUCUCGAGAUGACAGAAUCAGAACGAAAGACCAGCGGGACCGGGCCCCCACCGGCCGAAACAACCGACAACUUCGAAUGUAACAUCUGUCUGGACACUGCGCGGGACGCCGUGAUCAGUCUCUGUGGUCAUCUCUUCUGCUGGCCCUGUCUCCACCGGUGGUUGGAGGUCGGCAACGAUCAGGUGAGGACAGAGGGCUCUUUGUGUCCUGUCUGUAAAGCUGGGAUCAGUAAGGAGAACAUUAUUCCUGUUUACGGGAGAGGUGGGAGCAGAGAGGACCCACGGAGUAAGACGCCGCCCAGACCUCAGGGUCAGAGACCAGCUCCGGAGAGGCAGCCGAAUAGGGGCGGGUUAGGGUUCGGAGAGGGGUUCACUCUGUCGUUUGGUAUCGGAGCUUUUCCUUUCAGCUUCCUGGCAACGUCUUUCGGGGGUGCUGGGUUUACGGAUCCUGCUAACAACAACAAUAAUAACAACACCACUAACAACAACAUGAAUAACCCCAACAAUCCUUCCAAUUUCGGGAACUUCGCUCAGUUCAACCCUAAUCGAUAUCAGAAUCCAGAAGAUAGGUUUCUUUCUCAACUGUUCGCUUGGUGCGCCAUAUUGUUUGUUCUGUGGAUAGUGUUCACGUGACAAAGAGUUUUUAACAC
Bolinopsis microptera is the source of this 740-nucleotide messenger RNA. Its product is annotated as E3 ubiquitin-protein ligase RNF185-like. Gene Ontology annotation, biological process: ubiquitin-dependent protein catabolic process. NCBI's taxonomy places the organism in Eukaryota, Metazoa, Ctenophora, Tentaculata, Lobata, Bolinopsidae. The record is from RefSeq and is a predicted model, not a curated record. Gene Ontology annotation, cellular component: endoplasmic reticulum. The transcript has a single exon. Gene Ontology annotation, molecular function: ubiquitin-like protein conjugating enzyme binding; ubiquitin protein ligase activity; metal ion binding. Bases 100 to 723 code for a protein of 207 amino acids.